Bombyx mori (domestic silkworm) is the source of this 1556-nucleotide messenger RNA. RefSeq names its product haloacid dehalogenase. Bases 272 to 910 code for a protein of 212 amino acids. The record is from RefSeq and is a predicted model, not a curated record. Lineage: Eukaryota; Metazoa; Arthropoda; Insecta; Lepidoptera; Bombycidae. Gene Ontology annotation, cellular component: nucleus. The transcript has 2 exons.
UCCAUUGAACGAACUCAGAUCGCCAUCCCUAAAUCAAGUCCAAAAAAGAAAUAAUAAUAAAUGGCUAAAACGUCUUUUUACCAGGCUAUAACAUCUAUGAUAAAAAAAGAAAAAAGUUAUCAUUUAAAAUUAAAUCAACAUAGUAGUACCUACACAAUAUGUAGUAGUUAUUUAAAAUAAAUCGUUAGUUUUCCCUAGUUUUGUUGCUUAUUCUGCUAAUUAAUUUUCAUUUUAUGUUAGAAUCCAAAGAAAGACGUCAAAUCCCCUUGAGAUGUGUCUGCAGGGUAUAAGGGGAAGCGAAAGUGAUGCUCAAAAUAAGAUGAGGGAAAACUUUAAAAUGAUGUGGGAACAGCAUCCUAAUUUUGGAAGGAAUUCUAUCCUCUGGGAAGAAUGGUGGCGACAAGUGGUCAAGCUAACUUUACAAGAUCAUCUUCCAGUGGGUGCUGACACAAGAAGCUUAGGGAACACUUUAAUCAAUGAUUUCAAAACCUCCAAAUGUUGGGAUGUAGCGGCUGGAAGCGAUACAUUGCUGCAAAUAAUAAAAAAGAAGGGGAUAGCUAUAGGAGUGAUUUCGAAUUCAGACCCUCGUCUUUACGAUAUUCUUCAAAAUUUAGGCUUAAGUAAAUAUUUUGAUUUCAUUUUAACCUCUUAUGAUUGUGGAUUUAGUAAACCUGAUAGUAGAAUAUUUCAAGAAGCUCUUCUACGAUGUAAAGAGAUAACUAAGGCAAGUGAAUCUUUGCAUAUCGGUGAUGAUCUUGAGAAGGAUUACAUUGGUGCAAGAGAAUCUGGCUGGCAUGCAUUACUGAUAUCAAAUAAUGAAACCAAGAUACCACCAGCUAAGGAUCAUGUGUUCGCAAAUAUAGAUCUAUUAAGUAUAGCCAUUAGUCAAAAUAAACUUAAGUUAGUUUAAAUUUUGUUAUUAUAGGUUUAGUGUUGAACUAGACAUUUAAACAGCAGCAAAAAAAUUAAAUGCAGUCAAUCAUCCCCAUUUUAAUCAAAAUUUUUAGAAUGAGAGUGAUGACUGGAUAUUUUCUAGCAGCUGCUGAGACUAUAUUAAGUUUUACAAAGAAAAUAUACAUUCAUUAGAACAUACCUUUAAAAACAAAGCACCUAUAUUAAGCAAUGAAAAAUGAAUACAUUUAGAUAUGUAAGAUGAAGUGUGUUCACUGUAUUUUUUUCUUUUUCAUUUAAAAUUAUUAUAUUUUAGUAAUUUGUAAAUUAAGUUGUUAAUUAAGUAACUGUCAGAACUAAUGGAAAUCAUUCCUACCAUCAUACACCAUGAGACUUGAGGUGAAAUACUCAAUUUAAUUUAUGUAUAAAUCUCAUAUAUAGGUCUCAAUCAAUUUGUUUAAUGGCCUGCUUUUCACAUCAGAGCAUAAAAGUGCUUCAUGGUUGAAAAACAGGAUGGCACUUACCCAUGCAGGCCUAGAUUAUACCAAUUCCAUCAGUAAUUGUGUAAAUUUGUAGGUUUAAUUUUUAUUACACAACUAACUGUUACUUGCUUGUGAAGGAAAAGUGUAAAUUUUUCUUAAGAUAAUAAAACUUUCCCUUGGUAA